AUCACACUCCUAUUUCCUGCAACAUUGCAUGUUCUGAGCUCAUGGCCUUGUCUCUUGCCAGCCUGAGCUGAUAGCUGCACUUAAACUGCAUGCUUCUCUUCUCCCUCGCCUAUAAAUCCAUCAGUUCAGCACCAACACUUCCAUCAGUCCAUCUACAAGCUAAGUUUUGUUUACACCUAGCUGAAUACCACCUGAUACAAAGGUUCACUGAACUUUCAGAGAAGAAAGCAGGAGAAGCAACCAUGUUCAGUGCCAAGAGACUUGUUCAAAUGGCCAAGAAGUGGCAAAGAAUGGCAGCCCUCGCAAGGAAGCGACUCGCAUCAACGCCGGCCAAAGAAACCAAAGGAUCGUGCGGCACGUCGACGCCGGUGGCCGUCAAGGGCCACUGCGUCGUGUACUCGGCCGAUGGGAGGCGGUUCGAGGUUCCUUUGGCGUACCUCGGCACGGCGGUCUUCAGCGAGCUCCUGAGCAUGUCGCAGGAGGAGUUCGGGUUCGCCGGCAACGAUGGCAGGAUCACGCUACACUGUGAUGCUGCGUUGAUGGAGUACGUGAUUUGUUUGCUUAGGAAAGAGGCCUCUGAAGAGGUUGAAAGGGCGUUCCUGAGCUCCAUGGCGAGGCCUUGCCACUAUGGAAAUGGCUUGACGCAACCGAUGGGACUUAGCCAUCAAAUAGCUGUUUCUAGCUUCUAAAGAUUAGCCAGCAAAUUUUUUCCUCUUUGGCUAGCUCUUUUCCUUUCUUGCAUAAUGUAAAAUUGUAAAUACUCGUGGGAGAUUGGAAAUGGAACUCUGAAGACGUUUAAUCACAAAGAA
Molecule: messenger RNA, 809 nt
Organism: Phragmites australis (common reed)
Lineage: Eukaryota; Viridiplantae; Streptophyta; Magnoliopsida; Poales; Poaceae
Product: auxin-responsive protein SAUR36-like
Exons: 1
Coding region: 90-689 (199 amino acids)
Biological process (GO): response to auxin
Source: RefSeq, a predicted model, not a curated record